CUAAUCCUCAGCCCACACCGCUCCUCUCGACCCGGGUCUUCAUGAUAGUCUGGAACUCUAUUAUCUAGAUCAUUCCCUCACGAUGAAAGGCCAAGUGAUCGUGUCGGACGAGAUAAGUUCUCCUGGCGGCGUUUUUAUGGAUGACGCCCAACCCAAGGGCCCCGUUAACCCCACAACUGCUCCUUCAUCUAUGGUUCUAGGGACAACCGAUCUUGGGUUCAAUCCCUCCGCCCCGGGGAUGGUGAGCUCCGAUCCAACCCCAGGUUCCACUAAAUCUCCCCCAUCAUUGGCUGACCACUUGAGGUCCUACAUCACUCCCCACGAGCCUUCUGAUGCCGAAGAGGUCAGAGGCUUGGCAGCUCCUCCGAACAAUCCGGCGGAUGCCGAAUUACCUUUGUGCUAUGAGAUUUCACUCAUUCUUCUUGUAAGCCAUAGAUUUUCUCUAGAAGCCUGGGCUCAAUUCGAGCAAAACUGGGGCUCCAUCAAGGGUUGACCCUCCACUAUAAAGGAUUCCCACAUCAAGGCAAAAAAGGUCGUCGACAAGAUUAGGGAUGUGACUCCAGGCUCUAUUUAUGACGGUAUCUUCCAUUGUCCUGGCCUGGUUUCCUUGAGCUUGGCUUUGUGGACCAGGUAAGUCUUCUUCAAUCCUAUCUAUAAGUGAAUGUUUAUUUUACUUAUAUGUAGGUGCAUGGUAGACCUUAAUCAAAAUAGGAACUCUCU
This is a messenger RNA of Cuscuta campestris, 720 nucleotides long. The record is from the annotation of a GenBank genome assembly. NCBI's taxonomy places the organism in Eukaryota, Viridiplantae, Streptophyta, Magnoliopsida, Solanales, Convolvulaceae.